Messenger RNA from Trifolium pratense (red clover), 2171 nucleotides. RefSeq names its product la-related protein 1C-like. Lineage: Eukaryota; Viridiplantae; Streptophyta; Magnoliopsida; Fabales; Fabaceae. The coding region runs from base 313 to 1827 and encodes 504 amino acids. Gene Ontology annotation, molecular function: RNA binding. The transcript has 6 exons. The record is from RefSeq and is a predicted model, not a curated record.
AUCCCUUCACGGUAAGAAAACCUCGCAUCCAAAACGUUUCUUCAAUCUUUCUUUCUAACGCAUUCUUCUCUCCCAACACAAAUAAAACAAACUUUUCUUCUCUUCUUCUUCUUCUUCUUCCUCCUCUCAUUAUUCUCUGCGAUUCGAUCGCACAAUUUUUGGAACCCUAAUCUACCACAUUUCAUUUCACAGUUCCAUUUAAAUCUCACAAAUCACCCUAAUCGAUUCGAAUCGAAUCAAAUCUUCGUUCAUAACGUUGAUCAUUUCAUUUUCUCAUAGUUAGUUCUUCGCCCUAAAGAUUCGCUGUUAUCGAUGGCUAUGAUCGGUAACCAUUCCUCUGAUAACAUCCAAUCGCGUCGCGUUCCUGUCUCUUCGCCGUGGAAUCAAGUAGUUCGCGGCGAAUCGGAGUCCGUUGUUACUGUUUCUUCAUCGGUGGAGAUUUUUCCGUCUGAAACUUUACCGGUUGAUGAUUCUAGCUCGGUUUCUGAGAGUUUUGAUAACGGUGGUGACCGCAAUGACGGUACUGGACCUAAUGGUAAGAGACCUGUUUGGAAUAAGCCUUCUGCUAAUGGCGUAGCUUCGGAGGUUCGACCGGUUAUGGAUGCACAGUCUUGGCCAGCGUUGUCUGAGUCUGCUAGAGGUGCUGUGAAAUCGGAGUCAUCUAAGGGUUUGUUAGAUGGAUCUUCGGUUCCUCAAUCGCAGGGUAUGGAAAGCACACCUUCUUCCUCUUCACAAAAACAAGUCGGAGGAGAUAAUGUACAUGUAAAUGUAAACAAUGUGGCACCAACUCGCCAGAAACCAAUCAAACACAACAGUUCAAAUGUAUCUUCUAGUGGGGGCCACACUCAACAGUCUGCACCCCAAGUUUCAAUAGCUGCAACGGGAUCUCACAACUCUUCUUCCAAAGACCAUACACAGAGAAGUGGGUUUGUGUCAAAUGAUCAUUCACAUCAGCGUAAUUCAUUUAGAAAUCGUAAUGGUGGUCCACAUCAGCGUGGUGAUGGUUCUAACCAUCAUAACUAUGGGAACAGGCGUGAUCAAGACUGGAACAAUCGUCGAAAUUUCAAUGGCAGAGAUAUGCAUGUGCCGCCAAGAGUUUCUCCAAGAAUUAUAAGGCCAUCUAUGCCUCCUAAUUCUCCACAAUUUAUUCAUCCACCACCAUUGCGGCCUUAUGGUGGCCACAUGGGAUUCCAUGAACUUGCACCUCCAGUGGUAUUUGUCGCAGCUCCACCUCCACCUCCACCCCUGGAUCCACUAAGGGGUGUUCCCUUUGUGCCACCGAUGCCACACCAUGCCCUUUAUUAUGCAGGGCCAGACCCCCAGUUGCACAGUAAGAUAGUCAGCCAGAUUGAUUACUAUUUUAGUAAUGAAAAUUUAGUUAAAGAUAUAUUCUUGCGGCAGAACAUGGAUGACCAGGGCUGGGUUCCAAUAAAACUAAUUGCAGGCUUCAAAAAAGUCAAGGAUUUGACUGAAAAUAUCCAGCUUAUAAUAGAUGUAAUUCAAACUUCAUCUGCUGUUGAAGUGCAGGGAGACAGAAUAAGGAGGCAAAAUGAUUGGGAGAAAUGGAUCUUGCCUCCCCCUGUUCAGUUUACCAACGUUCAAACACAUCGAGUAUUGAAUCAUGAUGUACUGGCAGAACAAGUGCACAAUAUUGCUCUGGAGAAAACUAUCUAUGAUGGUGCAGGAGGACCAGUUGUUGUACCAAAUAAUGCAGAACAUAAACCUGCAUUUGGGGAUUUGAAUACUCCAUUACAUCUCUCCACUAGCGAAAGUACUGGUCAAGUUGGUCUUCAUGGCUCAGAUCACUCUAUUUCAAUGAGAAAUUAGAGCUGCAAAUGUGCUUCGGCACUUUGUUUUUUCGUUUUUUUGGAGAGCGCUUAAGAGUUGAGGAGGAAACUGGAGGCAGGUAUCUAAAAAUUAUCUCAGUUUUUACAUGUGGCACAAUGGGAAAUAAUAUCACGAGACAUUUAGGAUAGCAUUAUUGAGGAACGGGAAGAAAAAUCCUAUUACUAAACAGAAAACUGGACUAAAUGGUAACUUCAACCCCCUCCCCCUAAAAAAUGAAAGAAAAAAAAACAUUUUAUUUUUGGAUGCUGUGGACAGUGGACCUAGUGACAUGACUGUUGUGUUUCCGUGUAUUUAUCGGAUAUAUAUUUAUGUUCUUAGCCUUA